This is a messenger RNA of Pipistrellus nathusii (Nathusius's pipistrelle), 1368 nucleotides long. The record is from the annotation of a GenBank genome assembly. NCBI's taxonomy places the organism in Eukaryota, Metazoa, Chordata, Mammalia, Chiroptera, Vespertilionidae.
AUGACAACCAGUCACCAGCCUCAGGACAGGUACAAAGCCGUCUGGCUUGUCUUCUUCAUGCUGGGCCUGGGGACCCUGCUCCCCUGGAAUUUCUUCAUGACAGCCACUCUGUAUUUCACAAACCGCCUGGGCCAGGCCCAGAACGCGUCCUUGGCCGCUGCCGACCUGAGCAGGGACAGCCAGGUGCCAGCCACGCCUGCAGUACCCUCUCCAGAUCGGAGUUACCUGAGUUCCAUCUUCAACAACGUCAUGACCUUGUGUGCCAUGCUCCCCCUGCUGAUCUUCACCUGCCUCAACUCCUUCCUGCAUCAGCGGAUCCCCCAGUCCGUGCGGAUCCUGGGCAGCCUGGUGGCCAUCCUGCUGGUGUUCCUGGUCACGGCCAUCCUGGUGAGGGUGCACCUGGACGCCCUGCCCUUCUUCAUCAUCACCAUGGUCAAGAUCACGCUCAUUAAUUCAUUCGGUGCCAUCCUGCAGGGCAGCCUGUUUGGUCUGGCCGGCCUCCUGCCCGCCCACUACACGGCCCCCAUCAUGAGUGGCCAAGGCCUGGCAGGCAUCUUCGCCUCCGUGGCCAUGAUCUGCGCCAUCGCCAGUGGCUCAGAGCUGUCAGAAAGUGCCUUCGGCUAUUUCAUCACAGCCUGUGGGGUCAUCAUUUUGACCAUCAUUUGUUACCUGGGACUGCCCCGGCUGGAAUUCUACCGCUACUACCAGCAGCUCAAGCUCGAAGGGCCUGGGGAGCAGGAGACCAAGCUGGACCUCAUUAGUAAAGGAGAGGCGUCAAGAGCAGGCAAAGAGGAGUUUGGAGUUUCAGCCCCCAAAUCUCAGCCCAACAACAAAAGCUCAGUCCGGGCCAUCCUCAGAAAUAUUUUGGUCCCAGCUCUCUCCGUCUGCUUCAUCUUCACCGUCACCAUCGGGCUGUUUCCCGCUGUUACCUCUGAUGUCAAGUCCAGCAUUGCAGGCGAUAGCGCCUGGGGACACUACUUCAUCCCUGUGUCCUGCUUCCUGACUUUCAAUGUCUUCGACUGGCUGGGCCGGAGCCUCACAACCAUAACCAUGUGGCCUGGGAAGGACAGCCGCUGGCUGCCGAGCCUGGUGCUGGCCCGGCUGGUGUUCGUGCCGCUGCUGCUGCUGUGCGAUGUCCAGCCUCGCCAGUACCUGACCGUGAUCUUCGAGCAUGACGCGUGGUUCAUCUUCUUCAUGGCCGCCUUCGCCUUCUCCAACGGCUACCUCGCCAGCCUCUGCAUGUGCUUCGGGCCCAAGAAAGUGGAGCCGGCUGAGGCGGAGACAGCGGGGGCCAUCAUGGCCUUCUUCCUGUCUCUGGGUCUGGCGCUCGGGGCUGUGUUCGCCUUCCUGUUCCGGGCCAUUGUGUGA